Messenger RNA from Eriocheir sinensis (Chinese mitten crab), 10664 nucleotides. Its product is annotated as semaphorin-5B-like. The record is from RefSeq and is a predicted model, not a curated record. Gene Ontology annotation, molecular function: chemorepellent activity; semaphorin receptor binding. NCBI's taxonomy places the organism in Eukaryota, Metazoa, Arthropoda, Malacostraca, Decapoda, Varunidae. The coding region runs from base 857 to 4294 and encodes 1145 amino acids. Gene Ontology annotation, biological process: positive regulation of cell migration; axon guidance; negative regulation of axon extension involved in axon guidance. The transcript is spliced from 17 exons.
AUCACCUCACCUCAGUGCCCGGGGAGACGUCAACAGGGGAGGAGUGACGCGCGUUCCUCCUGUGACCCAUUACAAAACUCCCAUUAACUCCUGAACCAUUAAACGGACUGAGUGCAAACCAUUACCAUUACGUUAUUACCUUCGAAGCUCUACGUUACGGUGCUGAGGCGGCUUCGUAACGGCCUGGAAGAGGGUUAAUUAGGUAUUACACAGUGCAGAUGGCAACCCUCCCUGGAGCGAGACGGAGAGAGUGAGAGCCGAAGGGACAGUCUUGGAUUUUGGGACCUCAUUUUGAUUUUUGGUGUUGAUGUUGUGUGUGUGUUGAGGUUGAAGAGGAUGUGGUGUGCUCUGUGACCAACAGACGUGAAGGAGUUUGCAAACCAGAAACCGAAUGAAGGGCGAGGGAGAAAAUGAAUAAAGAAAAUGAAUAAAGAAAAUUGACACAGAACAGAUGAUAAAGAGGAGAUAGCGAACAGAAGAAACACGAAGAAGAAAACGAAGAGGAAGAAAAUUGAAAAAAAGAAGAGAAAUUGACAUAGAAGAGAGAGAAAGAGAAACGAAUAGAGAAAGAAAAUUGAUCAAGAAAAAAGAUAGAAAACAAGAAAGGCGAAGAAAACGUACUUAAAGAAAACUAAUAAAGAUAGAUAGCAUAGAAAAUAAAGAAAAAGAAAAUAGACAAAUAAGAAAUAAGAAAAUAGAUGAAGAAAACGGAGAUGACAUAGAAACAAAGACAAAAAAGAAAAUAGAAGAGAUAAAGAAGACAAAGAAGAAAAUAAAAACGAUGGAGAAAAGGAGGAAAAGAUAGCGAAGGGAAGAACGGAAAAACAAAAUAAUAAACAAAACAACAACAACAAAAAUGGAGAUAAAGUGGAAUGAAGAAGAGUGGAAGUGGAGGAGGAGGAGGAGGGAGAGGUGGAGGGAAAGAGGUGGAGGAGGAGGAUGGUGGGGAGUGGUGGUAAUGGUGGUGGUGUUAUGCUUCCUCCCCUCAUCCACCACCUCCACCUCCACCGCCCUUGCCCCCCACCACCACCACCGCAACCACCACCGCAACCACCACCUCGCCUCCACCCCAGAAUUCAACACCUACGUCAGCUACAAUGAACUGGCGGACAGCACGGACAGGUUCAGCGUUCCGGGCGUCACCAGCUACACAGAACUGCUCUUCGACCCCACCAACUACCAGCUGAUCGUGGGGGCAAGGGACCGACUCUUCCGCUUGUCGUUAGUGGGUCUGCAGCAGCUGGAGGAGGGAGCCUUCGCGUCCAACCGUACCACCGUGGACACGUGCCGCAUCAAGGGACAGAGCAGCGCCGCGUGCCACAACUUCGUGCGCGUUCUGCACCGCCAGGGGGAGCGCGUGCUGGCCUGCGGCACCAACAGCUUCAGUCCGCUCUGCACCUGGCGGAAGCUCUCCAACAUUGGGCACAUCGAAGCCUGGGAGAAGGGGGUCGCUCGGUGCCCGUUCGACCCUCGGCACAGUGCCACAUCCCUGCUCACCCCCGACGGCGCCCUCUAUGUCGGCACCCCCACGGACUUCUCAGGGCGCGGGUGGGUGUUUAUGAGGACGCUGGGGCCGCCUGGGUUCUCUGCGCUGAGGACACGGCAGAGCGACUCAAAGUGGCUCUCGGAACCCACCUUCGUCGCCUCCUUCCAUGACGCCGGCUUCGUCUACGUCGUCUUCACGGAGAACGCGGUGGAGACCAUGGACUGCGGCAAGCGCGUGUAUUCCAGAAUCGGUCGCGUCUGCCAAAACGACAAGGGCGGGACGAGGCUUCUCAAGGAUCACUGGACGACUUUCCUCAAGGCUAGACUGACCUGCUCCCGCCCCCCGCCUGCCCCCCACGACCCCCUGCACCCCCAGCACCACGGAGGGGGCACCACCACCACCACUGCCACAGCCACCCCGUUCUUCUACGACAACGUGCAGGCACUCAUCCACCUGCCGAGAGAACAGCUGCUUUAUGGAGUGUUCACGACGGCUGAGAACAGUAUCGCAGGCUCGGCCAUCUGCUCCUUCAACAUGAGCGCCGUCAACUCCACCUUCGACGGGCCCUUCAAGUUCCAGCCCAGCCAGUCCUCGGUGUGGGGCCCAGUGCAGGAUGACUCCGCUCACUUCUCCUGCCAACGCCCCCGCUCCACCCGCGCGGCUGAGCUGGCGGCUGACAAGUACCAGCUGAUGGAUAGGCCGGUUGUCACCCAAGGCCCACAACCCCUGUUCACGGUGGAUGACGAGAGACUCAGCCACAUCGCGGUCGACGUCGUAACCACCAGGCAGAGCGGAACAGUCCAUGUGGUGUUUGUGGUAGGGAGUGGCGGAACGCUGCGGAAGAUGAGCAUCCCGUCACCCUCCACCUCCACCUUGGGGGUCGCGCUGGCAGCAGGGAACCCAUGUCUACUGGAGGAGCUCAAGCUGUUCCCGGAUAACUCCAGCGUGGCUAUCCAUUCCUUGAAGCUUUUGAGGGAUACAAACUCCCUCUACCUGGGGACUAACGAGGGUGUGCUGCGUGUACCUGUCCACCGCUGCGACAGGUACAAGACCCAGCACACCUGUCUGGGCGCCAAGGACCCCUACUGCGGCUGGGACACCAACAGGCUGGUCUGCUCACCCCCGCCAGGCAAGAACCCCUUCGUGAGCGCCUGGCUGCAGGAGGUGAUGGAAUGUCCCCUGUCCACGGAACCAGUGGACGGCGGGUGGAGUCGGUGGUCUGGGUGGGCGGAGUGCCAGCAGUCGGGCAGCGGGGACGCCUGCCAGUGCCGCCAGCGUACCUGUGACUCACCUGUGCCGAGACGAGGCGGUGCUCCCUGCUCCGGUCCACGCAUCGAGGUCUCCAAUUGCACGGUGCAUGGGGGGUGGACGGCCUGGUCAUCGUGGUCGCAGUGCUCGGCAAACUGUGGCAUUGCGGUGAAGACGAGGCGAAGGACCUGCUCCAACCCUGCGCCGAGGCAUGGAGGACGCGUGUGUGUGGGGCAAGAACGCACGGAGAUAUACUGCCACUCCCUGCCCCAUUGCCCUUCCUACACCGCCCUACCAGUGGAUGGUGGGUGGAGUGAGUGGGGGAAUUGGGGGUCCUGCUCAGCCACAUGCGGGGGGACGGGGGUGCGACAGCGACACAGGACAUGCACCCGGCCUGCACCACGCAACGGGGGAUCCGACUGUCCUGGCUGUGGCGAGGAAACGGAGACCUGCGGGAAAUGGGCAUGCCCCGAAACCCGACAACUCACCCCAUGGUCGCCCUGGGUGGGGGUGAACGCCACAGGGGAGUACGUCACCCAGCGGAGGUUCAGGGCGGAGUGCGUGGCGACGGGGAACUCCGCCACUCCGCUGAGACUUGGGGACAUGCGACAGGAGGACAGAGUGUGCCCCAAGGAAGGCUGUGGCAGAGGUGGUGGUGGUGGUGGUGUUAGUGGAGGUGAUGGUGGAGGCAUGUGGACGGAGUGGAGCAAGUGCAGCGAGCCGUGUGGAGGUGGUGGAACGCAGUGGAGGAGGAGGGACUGUGGUGGUGGGCGGUGUGGUGAUGGUGGUGACGGAUUUGAGGAGCGAGUCUGCAAUGAACAUAUCUGCCCUGGUCUGUGGGCGUGCUGGAGUGAGUGGAGUGCGUGCUCGGCCUCGUGUGGGUCAGGCCGUCAGGUGCGCUCGAGGAGGUGUGUCUCCUCCCACAAUCCCUUCCUUGACGCCAGCGACUGCUCAGGCCCGGGCACCUCCCAGCAGGCCUGCCACGCCCACCCCUGCCCUGGUGAGGAGGGCUGGGGUGUGUGGUCACUGUGGUCGGAGUGCGGCAGCGGCAGCGAGGAGCGUGUGAGGAUCCGGCACUGCCUCUCGGACCAGCCCAGCCAGUGUCGCGGCCUGGACUUGCAACGCGAGACCUGCAUGCCCCUCGACGAAGCAGACCCGCCCGUGCUGGAGCUGGUGGAGGCAAGUGUGGGCGGCUUCGGCGGGAACAGAAGCGGCUACGUCACAGUGGCGGCUCUCGUGUGGUCCAGCCUGGGGUGUCUGGCGGCUGGGGGGCUCCUUGGCUCCCUCACCACAUACCACCUGUGUGUCCGCCGCCGCCGCCGCCGUGUGCCCUCCUCCCCCCACUACAUCACCGCCAAGCCCAACCAUUAUGUGAGUGUCCCGGCGGCUGAGCGCAGGGCUGGACACUCCCCCGGCGGCUCCCUGAAGAGUGGGGUGCGGGCCGCCCUCGCCGCCACGCUCCCCCUCAAGGACUUCGACACGGCCACCAUCAAACGCUCGAGUCACGGCAACGGUCACCUCCGCGCCGACCUCGACUCAGACACUAUUUUCAACUUCUAAUGGCGGACAGUUGAAUGUUUUUGUUUUAUUUUUCUAUUGUUUUUUCUCGUUUUUAAGUGUCUUGCUUGGUCAGUUUUCGGUCAUCCAUUCAGUUUCCUCUUUUCAAUUUGGUUUCCUCUUUCUGUUACGAUAUUUAAUUUUUAAUGCUGGAAAGUUAAAUAUUUUGUGGUUUUGUUUAUUUUGUUUUAAUUGGGUCAUCGGGUCAAAUUCCUCUUUUUUCCAGUUUAAUUUCCCCUUUCUUUUCACGAUGUUUAAUUUCUAUUGGUGGGGAAGUUUUAAUAUUUUAGGGUUUUUCGACGUUUUUUCUCGUCUUUUUUAAGUGAUUUGUCAUGGUCAGUCUUGGUUUUUAGUUCAGUUUCCUUUUUAAUGUCUGGGAAGGUUUAAUAUUUUGGCUUUUUACACAUUUUUUCCUUCUUUGUUAAGUGACGUGUCUUGGUCAGUUCAUUUUCCUCAUUUUGACGUCAGCAUUUCAUAACAUUUCAAGCAUUAACACACUGCAUUUACUACUCGUCUUGACUUAAAAUAUCUCCUUCGUGUUCCUUCAGCCGUGCUCAAGUAAACAAACAAAAUGUGGGGCUUCCUUCCUGCUCACUUAUCAUACCAUUAACCUUCCUUCCUUACUCCCUUUUCAGUGAGUGUGAUUGCAAAAUGUCACCUCAGUCUCGUAUCUCUUCCUGUCAUAGUCUUGCAGUCAUAAAUGUCGCCUGUCUCUCUCUCUGUCUUAUAACUGCAAAAUGUCAGCUGUCUCUACUAUGUCAUCGCUUCCUUAUCUUAUUUCCUCUGUAUUACCCCUUGUUACUCUUUCUUCACACUUUUGCUUUCUGUAUCUGUCCGUUUAUUUCUGCCCUUGUAACAGCAAAAUGUUCUGUCUGUUUAUUUCUGCCCUUAUAACAGCAAAAUGUUCUGUCUGUUUAUUUCUGCCCUUAUAACAGCAAAAUGUCAGUCUUUUUUUGCUACAAUUGUCAUCUGUCUUAUUUUGUUUCCUCCAUAUUACUCUUGAAUCAUCCUCCUUCUUUAGAUUGUUUCGAUGUUUGUAUACGUCCGUUUAUUUCUGCCCCUUAUCUUAUAACAGCAAAAUGUCAGUCUUUUUUUACUACAAAUAUCAUCUUUUCUGUAUCUUAUUUCCUCCAUAUUACUCUUGAAUCAUCCUUCUUUAGAUUGUUUCGAUGUUUGUAUCUGUCCGUUUAUUUCUGCCUCUGUCUAAUAAUUGCAUAAUGUUAAACUCUUUCUAUUGCCAGUUUCUACUUCUUUUCAUCUUUUCUGCAUCUUAUUUCCAUGCUCUUAUUCUUCAUUCCUCUUUCUUCAAACGGUUUUCCUAUUUCUUUGCCUCUGUCUGUCCGUCUGUCUCCCAUUUUACUUCCUGUCACUCUCCUAUUCUCCCUUUUCAAACUGUUUCCCUCUCUAUUUCUGUCCCUCUUUAUCUCUCUUUCAUCACUCUCAUAUUACUCCUCAAUUCUCCCUCUUCUAACUGUUUCCUUUCUAUUUCUUUUCUCUCUUUCAUCACUCAAAUAUUACUCUCCAAUUCUCCCUCUUCAAACUAUUUCCCUCUUUAUUUCUGUCCCUCUUUAUCUCUUUCUCUCAUCACUUCCAUUUUACUCUCCAAUUCUUCCUCUUCAAACUGUUUCCUCUCUAUUUCUGUCCCUCUUUAUCUCUUUCUCUCAUCACUUCCAUUUUACUCUCCAAUUCUUCCUCUUCAAAUUGUUUCCUUUCUAUUUCUGUGCCUCUUCAUUCCUCAUCACUCUCAUAUUACUCUUCAAUUCUUCCUCUUCAAACUGUUUCCUCUCUAUUUCUGUCCCUCUUUAUCUCUCUUUCAUCACUCUCAUAUUACUCUCCAAUUCUCCCUCUUCAAACUGUUUUCCUCUCUAUUUCUGUGCCUCUUCAUUCCUCAUCACUCUCAUAUUACUCUUCAAUUCUUCCUCUUCAAACUGUUUCCUCUCUAUUUCUGUCCCUCUUUAUCUCUCUUUCAUCACUCUCAUAUUACUCUCCAAUUCUCCCUCUUCUAACUGUUUCCCUAUUUUAUUUCAUGUCCCUCUUCAUCUCUCUUUCGUCACUCCCAUAUUACUCUCCUAUUCUUCCUUUUCAAACUGUUUCCCUCUCUAUUUCUUUGUCCCUCUUCGUUUCUCUCUCUCUCUCUCUCUCUCUCUCUCUCUCUCUCUCUCUCUCUCUCUCUCUCUCUCUCUCUCUCUCUCUCUCAUAUUACUCUUCAAUUCUUCCUCUUUCAACUGUUUCCCUCUCUGUUUCAUGUCCCUCUGUCUCUCUCUCUCAUCGCCCCCAUUGGUGCUAACUUUAACACCUCUCCCAUAAACCACCAAGACUGUGACACACUCCCCUUGUGAUAAUUAGUUUAGCUGCGGCAGAGACUCCAGAGAGGGGCAAAGAAAACAGUGAAGGAAACAGACAGACUGGCCAUUUGUAUCUGUCUAUCCUACGUGCCAAAAGCCCCCUCGCAAGGAAAACGGUCUCGGCCUUUUUUUAUAUAUAUAUCUCUGCGUUGUCUGUGAUGCUCGCUUGUUUUGGUGUCUGCGUUUGCGUGCGUGCGUGUGUGUUUUUAUAUAUGCUACUUUUUUUACUUGGUGUGAUGUUAAGAUGGCAAAACUUUAAGGUGGCAGUGGAAAGAACAUUGGUCUCAUUAGGGUCGCAUAAUAACUUGUAGUCGUAAAAUCUGAAUCACAUCUUUGCCACACAAUUUUUAAAGUGAUAUAAUACAAUGAGGUUGAAAGAAAGACAAACCAGGAACCAGGAAUAGGAAAACAAUGAACAUUUUAAAUUCCGUUGCAUAAUAACUUGUAGUCGUAAAAUCUGAAUCAAAUCUUUGCCACACAAUUUUUAAAGUGAUAUAAUACAAUGAGGUUGAAAGAAAGACAAAUCAGGAACCAGGAAUAGGAAAGCAACGAACACUUUAAAUUCCGUCGCAUAAUAACUUGUAGUCGUAAAAUCUGAAUCACAUCUUUGCCACACAAUUUUUAAAGUGAUAUAAUACAAUGAGGUUGAAAGACAGACAAAUCAGGAACCAGGAAUAGGAAAGCAACGAACACUUUAAAUUCUGUCACAUAAUAACUUGCACUCGUAAAAUCUGAAUCACAUCUUUGCCACACAAUUUUAGAAGUGGUUGAAAGAAAGAAGUGAAAGAAAGACAAAUCAGAAACCAGGAAUAGGAAAGCAACGAACACUUUAAAUUCCGUCGCAUAAUAACUUGCAGUCGUAAAAUCUGAAUCACAUCUUUGCCACACAAUUUUAGAACGUGAUUAGGAGCUUACCGAGAGAGACACACGUUUGCUGUACUAUAAAUAAUCUCUAAGGCAUUUAUUUAAUUACUUCCGGGUGUUACUGAGGCCUAUUAAUUAAGGUGGAUGUGCUGGCGAUAAGGUUGGGGAUGUGCUCACUUAAUCAUAUUCAGCUUUUCAUUUCUGUGGGAAGUGACUUUUAUUAUUAUUGUCAUUAUUAUUAUUAUUGUUUCUUAGAUGUUUGGUGAUUCUUGAUUCUGUGUAGGUGUGCGUCUGUGUCUUUUAAGAAUGGUGUUGAUUAAGAUGUGUCUGAUGAGGAAGUUGAGGGUGAGAAGUAAUGAAGUUUGAAGAUGUUAAGGAGUGUCUUGUAUGGAAAGAUCAGUGAUGGCGAUGAGCGUCUAGUGAGAAAUGCAGAGGAUGUUAAGAUGAUGUUUAGUAAGGAGUGUCUAGUGAUGAAGUUUGAAGAUGUUAAGGAGACUGUCUAGUGAGAAAUGCAAAGGAUGUUAAGAUGAUGUUUAGUAAGGAGUGUCUAGUGAUGAAGUUUGAAGAUGUUAAGGAGACUGUCUAUUGAGAAAUGCAAAGGAUGUUAAGAUGAUGUUUAGUAAGGAGUGUCUAGUGAUGAAGUUUGAAGAUGUUAAGGAGACUGUCUAUUGAGAAAUGCAAAGGAUGUUAAGAUGAUGUUUAGUAAGGAGUGUCUGAUGAGGAGGAGGAAAGUUGAUGUUGAGAAGUGUCUAGUGAAGAAUGUUUGAAGAUGUUAAGGAGUGUUAGUAAGGAAUGUUAGAAGGUUUAGAAUGUUGGUCAUUUAGUAACUGCAAGAAUGUGUGUUUUAAGGAGUGACCAGGAGGAGGAGGAAGAGGAAUGAAGAUGAUGAUAAUGAUGAUGAAGGGUCUGAUAGUAUGCAUUUACUGACGAAGAAUAUUGAUGAUGAUGUCAGUGAAGGAGAAGAGGAAGAGGAAGAAGAAUAUAAGGAAAAGGAGGAAAAAUAUAAAGAGGAGGAAGAAGAGGAAAAGGAAGAAUAGAAAGAGAAGGAAAAAGAGGAAGAAUAUAAAGAAGAGGAGGAAGAGGAUGAAGACGAGGAGGAAUAUAAAGAAGAGGAAGAAAAGGAAAAGGAAGAAUAUAAUGAAGAGAAGGAAAAAGAGGAAGAGGAGGAAGAAUAUAAAAGGAAAAGGAGGAAGAAGAGGAAGGGGAAGAGGAGGAAGACUGAAAUGGUGCUGUUCUCUCUAGUGACUAAAAGACACACUUAAGGUUCACAAACACGAGGAAAGAAAGAAAGAGAAGAAAAAGAAGUGUGAAUUGAAGCCUCGUCCUAUUAGGUUACUGUACAUAAGAGAGUAGUAGAAUCGCCGAGCAACCUUCUUCACACGCUAAGUCAAAAAAACGGUGACAGAAAACGGAGAAAUUUAUGGGGAACUGUCGUACUACUUUUCUCGUGUGUUAGGAUAAGUGGGCGUGAUGUGCUGGUGCUUUCAUGAUUUUAAGGGGGACUACUAAACUGAUUCCUGUGUGUUUGUGUGUGUGUGUGUGUGUCGGAGUACAGGGAGGUUCGGUUCAACAUAUCUUUCAUUAUAUCACUACUAUCUCCUACUGAAAGGGACAUAACGCUUAUUCUUACGGAGCGGAAAUGAAGAAGCUGAACUGUGAUGUUUGUGUAUAGUGACUGACGACUAACGGAUAUUAAAAGAAGAAAGAAUACCACAUGACAAUUUACAUAUCGAGCAGAAGGAAGUUGUGAUACGUGGGCAAUAGAAAAGAAAGGAUGAUGUAUGUGAAAGAAGUGUAUUCAUAGGAAAUUUACAUAUCUUGGUGAUGAAAUUUAUGUGUAUGUGUGUGUGUGUGUAGCUGGGAGGAAAGUGAAGAUAUGAAUGUGUGUGUAUGUGUGGAAUAAAAGAAAAGCUGUGAUGAAAAGCAGAACUGAAGGAGUGAUAUACUGUACUUAAGAAAAUGUGAUAGAAAAUUUGAACUCUCCACACAAACAUACAGACUCACGCUGGUACAGAACAAGCACUGCAUCUGUUGAAACUUCUCUGUGUAUGUGGGAAAAAAGUAUAAUGAAAAGUAUGUGGUAAGGGAAUGAACAGUGCCUUCCGUUAAACAUUUCUGUGUCUGUGUGGAGGAGAAAGUGAUCAAAAGUAUGAGUGUGAGAGAAACAAAACACUGCCUUAUUAAACGUUUCUGUGUCCGUGCGAGGAAACAAAAGUGAUGAAAAGAAUAUGUGAUAACUGAACGCAACACUGACUUGCGCUAAACAUUUGUCGACAUAACGAAACGUGUGACUGCGUGGAAAUUGUUGUAAAAUAUGAACCUUCGACACUUACUGAUGGACAAAGGAAUGAAACGCUCUUCCUAUAAACAUUUCUAGACAUAACUAAAAGUGUGACGAUGUGGAGAAAGAUGGAAAAUAUUACUCAACACACUGAUGGAUAGAGGAAUGUAACACUGCCUUAUGCUGAACAAUAAUGAACAGAACUAAAGGAACGGAAGUGAGGACAGUGCGCCAGAAAACUAAACAUGUGUAAGAACAGAUUAUCCUCCCAAUGUUGCAUCUGAAGCAAAAAUAAAUGCAUGGAAGUGUCUGAGUAUAAGGAAGAAAAAGGUGUGUUAGAGAACAUUCUUCACACCGACAUAUCCUCUCAUUCUAACGCCCUAAGCAGAUAUACAAGAAUAUGCUUUGGUGUAUCUGAGCGUAAGGAAGAAAAAGGUGUGUUCGAAGACUUUCCUACCCUAAGUCGAUAUAAAAAUGUGCCUAAAUAGAUAUACAAGAAUGUGCUUUGAGGUGUUGAGCAUAGGGUGGGAGAAGUUGUCUCUUAUUAUGCUUUUUUCAGUAGAGGAAGCAGGUCAAGGGCAAACUAAAUAAAUAAAAAGAGCCCGCUAAUCACUGCUCCCACACAGAAAGUAGAAACGAGCGUCGAACAAACACGGAAACUAAUGCUUGGGUUGGGAAUCUAGUCAAACGAGCGACUGUUCUGAUCACACACGAUAAUGACAGGGACGUAGGGACCAAGGUGUACAUGUAUAUUUCUCCCCCAGCCUUUACCUUCGUUUUUAUACCACAACGCUGUAAUGUAUAGACGUGCCAUAAUCUUAACAACACAAGAUUUGUUAUAUAAUUUUUUAUAUGGAAUUUGCAUAAAAUGUAAAUUGCUCAA